This is a messenger RNA of Acanthamoeba castellanii str. Neff, 2727 nucleotides long. Its product is annotated as GTPaseactivator protein for Ras-like GTPase. Bases 1 to 2727 code for a protein of 908 amino acids. NCBI's taxonomy places the organism in Eukaryota, Discosea, Longamoebia, Acanthamoebidae. The record is from RefSeq and is a predicted model, not a curated record. The transcript has 9 exons. Gene Ontology annotation, biological process: regulation of GTPase activity.
AUGGUGCCCUUCCCUCGCGCGACCAACGGCACGCGUGUGCUCCUCUUCAAGAACGCGGCGCUGCAAUGGCAGAUAGCCACCGUGAACAACAGAACCGGGUUCUACAACAACCUCAGCCUCUUCAACGCGCGUGUCCGAGGCAACCUCUCGAGGCUCACCUCCACGGCCGACUGUCUACGAUCGUACGUGUACUGCAUGAUGCAGUUCUCUCUCACUGGCCAAAACCGGUUCACAACUACGACCAGGAACUUCGGACCCGACCCCUUCAACUACUGGACGCACGUGGCGUGCGUCUACAACUCGACCAACAUCUGCGUCUACGUGAACGGGACCCGCCUGUCGUGCAGCGCCGCUAUUUCGCGCCUGACUUUCCCCUACAAUCCUGUGACCACCCUCAUCGGCAACACUGCGGUCAAUGGGACAGUCGGCCUGUGGGGCUGCAUCGACGAGCUCAAGAUCUACGACCACGCCCUGAGCGAUAGCCAGCUCUAUGCCCUGGCCCACCCCACCGCAGGCAAUGUGCCACCGGCGGUCACCAUAGGCCUCAACACGGUGCUUAGCGUGCCGCAGGCCAAGAUCGACCAGAACGGAAUCACCGCUCCGGCGCUCUCCUCCAUCGUGUUGAACACCACGAACCUCGACACCACAGCGGCCUUCAGCGGCAGCCCGAACGUGAGCACGCUCUACUCGUGGACGAUACUCAGUAGCAACUGCGGCCUCGUCGAUUCCAACCAGACCACCACUGAGUCGCCGCUGCUCAGCCUGUUGGACGUCGGCAACUUCCAACUCCAGCUCUGCGCCUCGGACGGUGAGACCGCGAGUGUGUUCUACGUGCAGGCCUUUAUCAACCCCAGCGUGCCCUACUUCUCCGUGACGCCUGUUACAGCUGUGACUGUCGAGCUCGGUGCGGCCGUGGAGCUCCAUGUCGAAGCGGUGAGUGUGCCGGCGGCCUCCUAUCAAUGGCAGUACCUCACCUACGAGAACUCGACCGAUACCACCAACUCGACCGAAACGACUACCUUCGCGACGAUGGAGAGAAGCUUCGAGUACCUGAGCCUCGCGAUGCACGACCCCAAUCAGUCCUACCGGUACCUUCGCGAGGUGCCGUACGUCGAGGAGAGGGACGACCUGAUCCAGGUCUGGGUGAACUUCCCCAACCAGACCAGAAGCACGUUCCUCAUGAACUCGACUGACAUCGCCAACGGCACGGUCGUGCGCUGCCGGAUUCGCAACGGAGGCGGGGCGGCCGUCACCAGCGGGACCACAAUCACCACCUUCGUGGCCCCGCCGACCCCCUCCCCAACACCGUCGCCCUCCAUGUUCAUCCCUCCCUCCCAGCGACCUUUGCCCGGCACAACAAGCUCGGAUUCCGUGGGGGCGAUCGUCGGCGGCGUCAUAGGCGGCGUCACCGGACUGGCCGCGUUCCUGGCACUCAUACUCGCCGUCCUCGCGUUCCUGCGGUUGGCCGACCGGCACAAAAAGCUCUCGCAGCCCGACUACGAGCAGCUGAUCUACGGCGAUGUCGCCGACGUCGCCCUCUCCAAGAAGAAGGCCGAGGCCUACAGGGAACUCGAGCGGGUACUCCUGGCCGACGAGGGCAGGCUGGCGCACGCCAUAUUCGCUUCGAUACGCCCCAACCAAUCGGAGAAGAUGGCCAAGGCCAUCAUUCGCGUGUUCGAGGCCAACCAGCAGGGCAGCGCGCUCAUGAUCAAGCGCAUUUCCCAUGAGGUCGACCUGGCGACCGAGGAGUCGACCCUCUUCCGCUCCAACAGCAUCGCCGCCAAGAUGUACUCGGCCUACGUGCGGAUGGUGGGCCUGCGGUACCUGUGGCACACGCUCGUCCUCUCGGUGCACUCCAUCAACGACCGCGCCUUUGAGGCGAGCGGCGACGCGGCCGAGGCCGGCGACCCGGAGCACUCCUCGACGGGCUCACUCACAACCGCCUCGUCGUCCAAGUCGAAGCGGCGCUCGCGCGCCCUUCACGCGCGCUAUAAGCUCGACACCGACGACAACUCGGGCCACACUUCGGACGUGCUCGCGCUGUCGAGCAUGGAGAUCGACCCGCUGCGGAUGAACCAGGAGUCCGACUCCACCAUCAACACGCUCGAGCUGUGGCUCGUGGCCCAGAAGAUGCUCAAGGUCAUCGUCGACAGCGAGCGCGCGAUCCCCGUCUCCAUCCGACGCAUCCUGCGGCACGUCAACGAGGAGAUCGGCGCGCGCUACGGCGACCUCACCCAGUACCGGGCCAUCGGCGGCUUCUACUUCCUGCGGCUCAUCUGCCCGGCCCUCAUGGCCCCUCAGGUCUACGGCCUCCUCGAGGAGCCCCCGCACCCGAUGGCACAGCGGCAGCUGAUCCUGAUCGCCAAGGUCAUCCAGAACCUGGCCAACGACACGAUGCCCGGCGCGAAGGAGGAGUACAUGGAGAAGCUGAACGCGUUCAUCACGUCCAACAAGCCCACGCUCGAGCGCUUCUACAGCCGCAUCCUGGACAACCCGGACAACGGGAAGGACGCCCACCCGAUGCCCGUGCCCGACCACGCGCGCGACAGCGCCCUCAUCACCAUCCACCACUUCCUCGCCCAGCACCGGGAGACCGUGGAGCAGGCCAUCCGCGAAGACCAAGAAGACAGCAGCGGCGGUGGUAGCGACGACAGCGAAUCGCUCGUGGAAGAGCUCCGCAGGGCGUUGGACGCUCUCGGCGACCCGUCCGGCGACGAGGCCGUCUGA